This is a messenger RNA of Angiostrongylus costaricensis, 612 nucleotides long. The record is from the annotation of a GenBank genome assembly. Lineage: Eukaryota; Metazoa; Nematoda; Chromadorea; Rhabditida; Metastrongylidae.
AUGGUGGCACGUCUGUUGCGGAACAUCAUCACCGUGGAGAUUUUCGGCUUGGUGAUGUACUUCAUUCUUGCCUAUAAAUACGCGACUAGACCGGAGAAUAUAGGUAUGGUGUUAUCGAUCAUCAUCCACACUUUUCUCGUGCUUAUGUUUGUGUUUCCAUCAUUGAUGAGUUAUUUCAUGCUCGCUGUUCAUCGAAUGCUCAGCACCAAGUUGCGCACUUUGUUGUUGCUCAUUAUGAUAUCAAAAUCGUUUGAGGGCCCAGCAAUGAAUGCCGUGAUGAAUAUCCAUCAUGUUGCUGAAGGUUUGGCGUGUGUUCAGACGGAUGUCAGCGUGUCGUUAGGCGAUGUCAAGGAUAGAGCGAGAAACCUUAAAGGGGUAUGUGAAGCAACAGGCUCGCUUGUGGAGGACAAUGUUUGUAAUUUUCCGUCAGUUGCAAAAAAAGAAGCCGUUGUCGAUAACAUCGACGAAGAAUACGAUCGGCUCAUUCGAAGUCUUCACGUUAGCGCUAUGAAAGCCGAGAGUUCGAAAGUCACCAAGAGAGGUUUGUCUCCAGAAACACUCGAGUUGAUACGCCAGCGUGGAAUCGCAGGAGCUGCAGCAACCGCGAACUAA